GGGGUGUGUUGCUGGGUUACCUGAGGCGGAAGGGGCUCAACCCGGCCCGGUCGGAAACAAAGAGGGUGGCGGCGCAGGGGCCCUGCUAUGGCGGUGCGGCUCCAUGUCUGGUUGCUCCUGUAUUUUCUGCCGCAGGUGUACUGUGAGUAUGGGAUGGUACAUGUCCUUUCAGAGAAGGGAAGCAUCAAAGGAAGAGAUUACUGUAUCCUCUUCAACUCUCAGUGGGCCCAUUUGCCACAUGAUCUGGGUAAAGCUUCACUCUUGCACCUACAGGAUCAGACAGGAUCUGUUUUGUGUUCCCCUUCUGAUGUACCUGAUGGGGGAUUUAAUAAUCAAAUCCCCAUGGUGAUGCGUGGGAAUUGCACCUUCUAUGAGAAAGUGAGGCUUGCUCAGAUAAAUGGAGCUCGUGGGCUGCUGAUUGUUAGUAGAGAGAGACUGGUUCCCCCUGGGGGCAACAGGAGUCAGUAUGAAGAGAUUGAUAUUCCUGUGGCUCUGCUCAGCUAUGCUGAUAUGUUAGAUAUUGGCAAGAGUUUCGGCAGCUCAGUGAAAGGGGCAAUGUAUGCACCAAAUGAGCCUGUGCUAGACUAUAACAUGGUGAUUAUAUUUGUCAUGGCUGUGGGGACUGUUGCAAUUGGAGGCUACUGGGCAGGAAGCAGAGAUGUGAAAAAGCGGUACAUGAAGCAUAAACGUGAUGAUGGGGCAGAGAAACAUGAUGAUGAAACGGUUGAUGUGACUCCAGUAAUGAUCUGUGUAUUUGUAGUGAUGUGCUGCUCAAUGCUGGUCCUCCUUUAUUUCUUCUAUGACCACUUAGUCUAUAUUAUCAUAGGAAUAUUCUGCCUGGCUGCUUCAAUUGGUCUUUACAGUUGUCUGUCUCCCUUUGUAAGAAGAUUCCCCCUGGGAAAGUGUAGAAUCCCAGCCAACAACUUGCCUUAUUUUCACAAGCGUCCACAGGUCCGGAUGUUGCUAUUGGCAGUAUUUUGUAUCUCUGUCAGCACAGUCUGGGGAAUCUUCAGAAAUGAAGAUCAGUGGGCCUGGGUUCUGCAAGAUGCUUUAGGAAUCGCUUUCUGUCUUUACAUGUUGAAAACAAUUCGCCUGCCUACAUUUAAGGGUUGUACCUUGCUGCUCCUUGUUCUUUUUGUGUAUGAUGUAUUCUUUGUAUUUAUCACACCUUUUCUAACAAAGACCGGGGAGAGUAUAAUGGUGGAGGUGGCUGCAGGCCCAUCUGAUUCUGCCACUCAUGAAAAGCUCCCAAUGGUCCUGAAGGUUCCACGACUGAACUCCUCACCAUUGGCUCUGUGUGACAGGCCUUUUUCUCUCCUAGGAUUUGGAGACAUUCUAGUUCCAGGCUUACUGGUAGCUUAUUGCCAUAGAUUUGAUAUUCAGGUGCAGUCAUCCAGAGUCUAUUUUGUAGCCUGCACAAUAGCAUAUGGCAUAGGCCUUCUUGUGACCUUUGUUGCCUUGGCACUGAUGCAGAUGGGCCAGCCCGCUCUCCUCUACUUGGUGCCCUGUACUCUUCUCACAAGCUUUGGUGUGGCUCUUUGGAGAAAGGAGUUUGCAAUGUUCUGGACAGGCAGCGGCUUUGCGAAAGACCUACCUCAGCCUCCCUUGGUCAUAGCUCCUGUCAACUGUUCUGAGCUUCCCAAAGAUAGCAAUGUACCAGCCUCUCAGCAAGACACAGAGCAAAUGACCAAUCCGACCCUCCAUGUGAAGGAGCUGCAUGGCCCCACCUCAGCUGCAGAGGAGCUGGCUGAUACUGACACAAAAAUGGACCAGUCAGAAAUUUCUGUUGCACAGAGUGAGGAACCAGCUGGUCAGAAUAAGGACAACCUUGAAAACAAAUGCCUAAAUGCAGAGCAAAAACAGCUGGAAUAAACAAUGUGAUAAGAACUCCUUAUUUUCCCUCACAAACUUAUCCAUAUAAAACCAGUAUGUAUUUAGGACUGGUUUAGUAGUGUUUGCGUUUAUUGAGGAACGUCGCUGGGACUCUGAUCAUCAAAUCCAACAAGGAAUGUUCUGCCUCCAGCUUCAGUACAGCUAUACACUUAAAACAUCUUUCUGAAAUAUGGUGCUCUACAAGGGUUCUGAUGUAUGGAUUUCAAUGAUCAUUUUAUUAGGGAAUGCCUUUGAGUGUUCCAUUUUCACUAUGUAUUAAGUGUCUUUACUUACACAGUACUCUGUGCUUGUGUGGUUAUUUUGCUGCUUUAGCAUAGUGUAAGUUAACAUGGAGGAAAAGCAUUGAACAAGUCUGCUACAAUGCUUAGUUGAGAAAAACUUGGUAGUUUUCUUAGCACUUUCCCUAUCGUCAUCUUUUACUUUACUUUUCCCUACUUGUCAAAGCCAUUGAUACAAGGAUAUGCUUUAGUAUAAACUGACAUUCAGGAAAUGCAGAGAAUGGUUAAAUUACCAGCCUCUGAAAGGAUUUAUAGUACAGUGGUGCAUUAAAUGCAUCUCUUAACCUUUUUUGUCUUUGUUUUUAAUUCCAGGUGCCUGGGUUGGCUACUAGUGUAGUUUAAAAGGUGGGAUGAAUGGAGCUACAGGAAGCUUUCUAAGCACUCAUAUGAACUCUAGAAGCUGUCUCUGAAAAAUAAAGUUUGUCACAGAAGGCUGUCUGGAAGCAAAAGCAUGUUAAGAAUGUUUAAUGUUUUAGAAAUAAAAUACAAGCCAAAUGGGUAAGAAAAUGGGUAGUAGCACUGUACUAAGCUUAAUGAGAAAAUGUUAAAGUAAAGCAGUAAAAGUUCAUAUGUUUGGGGUUUUGAGCUUCUACCUGUUAAUUAUUUAAUGAAUAUAAUUGCGAUUUCUAAUUCUGAAGAAAAUCUGGUGUUUUCAUUCCCAAGGGAGCACAUAUGGUGCUAUAGUAAGUUGUGAUUUAAAGCUACUUGCUGCUCGGUAACCAGUUAUCUGCCUCAGUCAUGUUUUGUCUUUGUCCCAAGAGUAGCCAAAGCUUGGCCUGUCAGGUUCUGGAAUGAGGCUGUGAUCUAGCCUAUUAUUUUGCACCUCUUGCUACAUGACGUUGCGAAGGACUACAUUUGUGAAUUUAAAACUUCUUGGGGUACAGCUAGUCUUUAUAUUCCUGAAAUUGUGCAUUUUUCUGUAUAACAUGACUGAGUAUUUUGUCCAUCAGCUCUAGUACACACAGAGGGAUAAUAUGAUUUGCAUAUUAUUUAUUCCAUCUAAUAACAUUUGACUUUUAAAGAGUUGUCUGUUCCACACUUAAAUUGCAAUCCCAGAAAGCCUCAAACACUUCACAUUUAAAAGUGAAAUAGAAAAUGGAAGUAUUCUAGGAUCCUACAAUAUGAUUCCAAAUUGAAUGGAAGAAAUACUCUUCAGAGUAUUUGAGCCCAAAAUGUUAUUUACAAAAGUACCAUCAUAGUGACAUGAUCAGAGGCAAUGCUUUUAAAUUAAGAGGCUCCAGUUGGCAUGUUGUGUUGGAUUCUGUAGGGCUCUCUUUUAAUGUCUGUCUGUUGAAGUUCAGCCAUUGUCUUUUUGGCUAAGUCUUCCAAAAGUUUGCGCUGUGUUUUUUGGAUGAUAACUUCUGUUUUAAUCUGUAUCACAUUGGGUGUGUAGUAUUCUUUCUCUAGAAUAUGAAAGGCUUUCUGUAAAACCACACUAUGGCAUCAGAGUUUUACCAGCAUCUGCUUAAAGCCUCAAGCCCUGUCUGAUAAGUUGAUAUAAUGCUGUGUUUCCUGAGUCCAAAGGCCUGCACUACAUUUAAUUUACAAAACACCCUAAUGGAAGAUAGUAGUACUAAAGAGAUCUGUUUUUCAAUAUUGUCUUUAAUGGACUAUGUUACCAUUGCCAGCAGUCAUCUGAACCAAUUAUUACUAAUAAAAAGCAACUGAGACAUUUUACUGAAAACUUCAGCCAGUUGGAUUAUGCCUUAAUUUAAGCCAUUGUAUAAGUGUAUAUAUUAAUUAAGAAAACAGUCUUGUGUUUAAGUAAUUAACUUGACAAAUAGCAAGAAAACAAAUUUGGAGACUGAUUCAAAGUUCUAUGUUUUUUUGCAUUGAUUGUCUUUUAGUCAUAAUGUUAUUUGGAAUAGUUUUUUAUAAACGUAAAAGCCACUAGCUUUCUGAUGAUGAAGUAUUAAGUUUUAUCAUCUACUUGAAAGUGUAUUUCAACAUUUGUUCUCAUAUGCUGUGUGUUAGGGAACAGUUUAUUUCUGAAAUUUUUUAUAACAAUUAAAAUGGAAGAAUUCAUAAUACUUAACUUGCAGACAUUUAACAGUUUUGUUCACAUUGCAUUCUAGAUACGUCUGCUUGGAGCAUGUCCUUCACCUUUUUGGGGGUUUUCAAUCUAUUUUUUAGCAUGGGGUGGUUUUUUGGUUUGGUUUGGUUUUCCCUCCAAACUACAAAGAUCAGUGUGGGGGGGGAAAAAAAAACCUAUAGCUACUCAAUGCAAUAUCUCCAGUUAAAGUAAGUAACUGCCAAUAAGUUACAUACUUUGACUAUCCUGGUACUGUACAAAUCGGGUGACCCUGGUGCACCGGUUUGGCUGCGACUGUUCAUACCCUGAUCCUGGGCAGUUCAAUCACUUCCAUCAAAAAACAAGGCUGUGCUUUUUUUGUCUUCCGAAAACCUCCCUGGCCAGCUUAAUAUAAAACUUAAUGUUUUAUAGGGAAAUGUGAAGAUAUGUUCAGUGUAGCUGACUGAUUUUAUUUGAUGAUUGCAGAUAUACAUCCCACACCAAGCUCAAGUUAAAAUGCUUAAAGUAAUGAAAGUAAUGCUAAAAGUAAUGUUGAUGUGCUUCUUGUUUACAUCUUUUACAUACGAAACCUUUAGCUAACUAUCUAAAAAUUCAAUACUAAGGCUUAUAUUUCUGAAAAUUUGCAUGUAUUCAGGGAAAGCACUUUAGUAAAAAACAAAUAAACCCAAAACAGCAACAACCAAUGCCACAAAAAAAAAAAAAAAAAAAAAAAAAAAAAAAAAACCCAAACAAACAGACAUAACAACCCAAAAAACUUGUUGGAUCACACUAGUGAGGAUCAAAUUCUUUCCUGGGUCUGAAAUCACUAAGUAUCAGUGUGUUUGACCCAGUGUUUGUUUUUGACUGUGUCCACCUGAAGGGUUGCACAAAUGCAGCUGAAGAUGGAAUGCAAUCUGAAAGACUUCACUAAGGGUGACAAGGAAGAAGUAUCCCAAACUCUCUUUUACUUUGGGGGAUUUUUUUUUUUCUUGUCAGAAAUUAAGAGCAUUUUAAAUGAAAUACAUAAAAAAUAAAUAGAAAAAAUUUACUCAAAAAUGUAUUCUGUUUUUUACCAGUGGCAGUAAAAGAGCACAUCCACAUAUGUAAGAAUUAUACUUGUGAAAACGUUAAGUGUUUUCUAUAAACUUGGACAGAUGCCAGAAGACAAAAAAUCUGCAGCACAGCAUGUUUUCCAAUAGGUUUAUUAACAAGUCUAAUAGAAAGCUUCAUUUAGAAAAACGUUGAUUUCAUUUUUUUCUUCCUUCUUUUAACCUUACCAAAUUUCUUAAACUUUUACAUAUGUCUUGAUCUCAGAUAAUCAGUCAAGCUUUUCCUUCAGAAGCUGCUCGUUUCUUCCAGUAGCCCUCAGUAUGUUUUUUGUUAAGAAUGUCUUGCAAGUCCUGAUAGCAUUUUUCAGACAUGCACAUUUCUGUGUUUCAGAAUUGGUUUUUGCAUUCAUGGCACAUUGCUCAGACUGAUAACAUGACUAUAAUGGUAGUGCCUGUAGACUUCUAAUUAUGCUGGGAAAUAGCACUGGCUGUGGAGCCAGAAAGAAGCUAUCUUGUAAACUGUACUGAAAUAAUACCAUUUUGAGCUUUAAGAAUGUGGCUGCAUUAAUUAAUGAAUUAGCAUACCAUUUUGGAGAUGCUGUGGAUUUUCUAGUAUCUGACAGGCAACAGAAUGCUUGGAGAACUUAAAGGUAGUUUUCUAUUUAACCACAAACUGUGCUCUCCUAUAGGUUCUUGCUUUCAAAGCUCUUUCAAAACACAGUAUUUGGGUCCAUGUAAAUGCUCAGUGUCUCCUGGAUAUGUCACCCUACAGUUUGUAGAACUUUUCCUGGCUAGACAAUUUUGGGGGGAAAAAAAAAAAAAAAAAAGCUUAUAUUGGGCUGUUACUGUUACCAGUCAGUUUAGGUUCUGUGCCAAUUGUGCUAGGUAGGAUGAAGUGGGGAAGGAUAAGAAAAAAAUGAAGGUGGCUCAAAAAGCAUGGGGAGACACUGAAAAUGGUAGUGGAAGAGUUUACUCCAGAAGGGUCCAAAACUACUACUCCAAAUAGACGACUUAAGGGCAUGUAUGAUAAAUAUCAAAAAAUCUGAAAUGCUAUUGCAAAUUGGUAAAACAGACAAAUGAUUUUUUUUUUUCCUUUUGAAGUAGGGAUGGCAUUAGAUUUAACAGACUUAAAUUACAGCAAGGUAAUUGUGGGGCUGGUGACAGAAGAAUCUAACCGCUUAAGUGGUUAGCCAUGGGAGACAUACGAAGCCUCUGUGGGGCAUGCAUGCUCUUGCUGAGCAUGCUAUUCCAAUGCAUGCUAUUGCUGAGCUCCUCUUGUUCUGAGAGUAUCAAGAAUUUAACCACAUAGACAAGAGCCACUUGCAUUAGGGGCCAGUGAACAAGCCCUGGCUCACUUUAGCCCAGGUGUAGUCUGAGGGUCAGGCUUUCACUAGUUUAAUGCCAUGAUAGCAUGAACGUUAUCACUUGGCAGUCAGUUUAUAGGAGUGCUGUAAUAGAGCUUUGCAAGUGUUGUGACUGUCAAUUCAGAUCUUGUAUUACAAAGACUGUUUUGGUUUUCUUUUGCUAAUUUAAAGAUGAUAUACCCUCUGGAAAGAAACUGCAUCAAAGCACAUGUUAAAUAGAUGCAGUGCUCUUCCUACUGCGAUAAGAAGAACUUUUUUUUAAAUGUAUGUUUAAUUUGUUGGAUUGCACUGAAUGUUCCUAGCAGCCUGGAACAUGUUUGGAACAGGACAGCCUUGUGUACUACCAGAAGCUUCCUUUGGCACUGGCACAAGAGAAUUGCCUCUUCACUGAUCUUCUGUAUCUUCUGCAUUUAUCAAUUAUGUGCUUUUCUGUGAGUGUUUCAUCUUUGCCUUUUCCGGUUUUGCAGGUAAAUAUUCAAAUUAGGUGGAGCAAAGAUGAGAUUUUGUCAUCUGUAGAUUAGUGUUAGAUCAUAAAUAAUGUGUUUAAAUUGGAUUUUCUAGAAUUGGCAUCUAGUAUAUUGUGUACAAUGUCAUCUAUAAUUUCAGGAACCAGUAGAGGACUUAACUUCAGGUGAUGCAGUGACUCAGUUUCAGUUCUGUUUCCUCAGCAGAUACUGGGAAUAUUGCAACUCUUGGUCCUGUUGAUCUGCUGGUAGCCAAGGGUGUUGCAAGUGCGUAUGACCCUGGGACAAUUUGGAGUCACCUUCCUUAGCUGAAGAUGGCAUUACAGUUUAUCAAGUUUCUCACAAUAUUUUCCUGCAUCUUAGCGUCCAAGUUUCACUCCAGAUGUCAGACUUCAUCCAGGUGUUUAUGUCUGAGAAAUCUUUGAGGUGAUCUGUAGGCUAGAAAUUUUUGGUUGAGAACUGCUUGCUGCUGACACACAUGCACUGUAUGUUUUGAACUUUCUUUGGGUGUAUAAUAUGAACGUUGGUUAGCUGAAAAUAUGCAGAGACAUGGUCUCAAAGUAAACAAAAUCAUCAUAGCUCCUAAAAAAAGAAAAAAAAAAAAGGUGACUUGAGCUGGUAGGGUGCCCUGCAGUAGCAGAUAGGGCACCCUAAUUCCCUAAUAGUCAAGUACUGCUGAAAGACAUCCAGUACUGAGAGUGUGAUGCUCUUUAUGAACGCACUACCCUGCUGUAGUUUAGUGGUGCUUCCAGGAGACCGGCCCUUCAGUGGUGGAUUGUACACAAGAGUUGUAGCUGAUAUUGUUCCCAUUACAGUAACCUUUUCCUUAAGCUAGACGUUUGUAAAGGAUAGAAAUAGCUCUUUUCAUCUUAAAGGUGUAGCUAUUAUCAGGAGAAUGCCAUGCACCUAACACUUCUCUAUUGUGGAUCCAAGCUUUAAAUGGCUGGGAUGAUAGGAAGCUGGUGAUGUCUGGGAAGAACAGAAUCCUUGACAUGCAUUUUCCACAGCAAGAAACCAGUAGGAGUUUUUUCUUUUUCUGCUUUGACUGAAGUUGUUCCAGUUCAUAUUGAACAAAAACUUAAAAACAGUAGUUCAGGUAUAGUCUGGAGAAAAAAAAAAAAAAAAAAAAAAAAAAAAAAAAAAGAAAACAACACACAACAACACAAGCCACACAGUAGCGCAGUUCAAUCUGGUUUGAGUCAGAAUCUCUUUUUUUCAUAGCUGACAGUGGAGACCUUAAAAAAAAAAAAAAAAAUUAGGAUGUCACAGAUGUUACCACAGACUCUAAUAUGGCAGCAAACCUGUGUGAGGAGAUUGCCAUUAAAUGGCAAUGAGAAAUAAGGCUAUGGUCUGCGUGUGCUGGUGUGAACAUCUAUUGCCUGUUUUUCUUCAACUCAUGCUUUGUAACUUGUCCUCUCCAACAACCUUCUGAUUCUCAAACUUUCAUGGAGGUUUCAUAGAGAUUUUCACAGGCUGUGGGAGAGCAAAAUUAGAUCUGUGUGUCACAGUGCACUCCUAGUGUUUUCUGAAAACUGUGCAACUAGAAGUCUGUUACCGUAGCCUAGCACGAUGCCUGGAUUGUGUGUUGCAUUUAUCAUGGAGUGGGUGUCACAUUUUAACACUCAAAAAUUGGUUUUGAUCCUAGAAGUUAUUGAGAGUAAGUAUGAGCUCUAGUACUUUCUGCCUGGCAACAUACAAAAGCAAAACCUAACUGUUCAAAGAAAAAUACUGAUUUAGAGCCCUGACCAUGGAUGGUCUGCUCAGUAUUUUUAACCAUGUUCCUUCAAUUUCUCCAUCCAGCCCAGUGCUGGAGGAACUGGAGUUCUAAUAACAUCCUAGCAAUGUGCAAGUCUCAUUUGAACAAUUCUAAUGUUACUUUUCUAAGACUGAAUUAGUACAUGGAUCAGAUGGUGAAAAUUUAGAGCAGUAUAAAGAGGAUUUAUGAGAUGACAGUAAGAUACGUAUUUGCUUAAUGCUAGUUUCUUGGAUGCUUUUAGUGAAGAAGCUUUAUUCUUGGGAGGUAACAUUACAAGUAGAACAGUUUUAAAUGUCUGAUGUGGAAGGACUUUAAUAAUGUUAAAAUAAUAGUGUAUAAGCUAGAGUUAUGAAGAGAGCAAAGUCUAAAGGUUGUUCAUUUCAGCACGUGUGAAUGCAUAUGUCUAACCCUGCAUAUGUAUGCAUGAGGAAUAAACUUAAAACUAGUUCCAUGUGGUGCUGAAGGAAGGAUUUUAUUGUGAUCCAAAACAUAGGAUUUAUUUUUGGUGUUUUAAGAUCUUCUGUGCCAUUUGGCCCCUUAAUUAAAAAACAAACAAAAUCACCAAAAUACAACCCCUCCAAAAAAAAAAAAAAAACAGUGAACCUGGCCAGUGUAGGAAGAUUGGCAUGAAAAUUCAGUUCAAGUGUUUUUCCUCCAAAGGGGCUACUGUUGCCAAAGGAACUGAAGCUGUGAAAAUUAAGCGCAAAUGGGAUGUAAAGAAUGAGGGAUUUAGUUCUCUGUAAGGACGUAGUCAGUCAUCAACAGCUGUGUCAGAGAUGCUGAUAAAAUUAAUAUCCUUCCUUGAUUCCCUGAUUUUUAUCUUGCAUCUUGCUUACCUUGUCAGUUAGUCACCCACAUACACUGUGCAUAUUAGUUUCAUAGCUUUAGUUCACUGCCUUGCUGAAUUGUAGAGCCCUUUGUGUGAAGAGGGUUACUUUCUCACAGACUGUAGAAGGUAUAGUAUUUGCUAGGUGAUGACUUGCAAAAUUGGUGCAUGGUAUCUACAGGGACAAAGAAAUCAAUAAUUUUGUGACUUUUAUCUAUGAUAUAAGUAUCAUAUCUAUGGUACAAGUAAGAUUAUUUUUUGUUGUUUGCAAGUAAUAACAAAGAAUUGAACAUGUCACCUUACUAAUAUCUUUCUGUGCUGCCAAGAGGAUAGAACCAUUGCAAAGAGCAAGAGAAAAAUCAAUGUUGUUUCCAAGUAGUAAAGGAUGGUUUUGGUAAACAUUUCUGGUUUUCCAGAACUGCAGGUCUUGCUGUAAUGUGUGCAUCAGAUUUUCAAUUCAGCCUGGGUGGGUUCUUUCUACCCUAUGUCUAUCUAGCUCUUGAUGGUUUUGUUAUCAGCUCUCCCUCUGACUGAAAUACAGACUUGUAUCCAGUUGAACAACAGAAUAUAUAUUUUUAUAUAUGUAAAUACAUUGUAAUACAUAGCGUUUCCAGUGACCAAAUGUAGAUUUGCUUCCUCCUGUGAUAUAAGAUGGGAAAAACCUUAUUUCAAAAUUAACAGUGGGGGGAACAGAAUCUUAGGACAAGAGAUGAGAAAUAUCCUGAGGGUUUCUACAGAGUGAAUUUUCCAUGGAGUAAUUAAGCCUAUUUCAGGCAUACAUAGAUAUGGUGAAAGAAAACAAACUUGAAAAUGACUGGUCAACUGAAAUUGCAGUGGUUUGGUUUUUUCUUCUGUCUUGCUUUUAAAACACACUGGAAUUUACUUUCCUUUAUCAUGUUUUAGUUUAAAACUGUAAAAAUUUUCUAAAACUGUAAAAUAAAGAUACUUAAUUUUUGAGCUGAA
Messenger RNA from Tyto alba (common barn owl), 10604 nucleotides. It is a transcript of the gene SPPL2B, whose product is annotated as signal peptide peptidase like 2B. The record is from RefSeq and is a predicted model, not a curated record. Gene Ontology annotation, molecular function: aspartic endopeptidase activity, intramembrane cleaving. The transcript has 15 exons. Bases 88 to 1872 code for a protein of 594 amino acids. Lineage: Eukaryota; Metazoa; Chordata; Aves; Strigiformes; Tytonidae. Gene Ontology annotation, cellular component: Golgi-associated vesicle membrane; lumenal side of endoplasmic reticulum membrane; lysosomal membrane. Gene Ontology annotation, biological process: membrane protein proteolysis.